AUGAAAGUGGAGUUUGCGCCGCUCAACAUCCCGCUGGCGCGGCGGCUGCAGACGGCGGCGGUGCUGCAGUGGCUCCUGUCAUUCCUGCUGCUGGCGCAGGUGGGCUGUGGAAUCAUUAUACUGCUGAUCUUAUACAACUGUUGGGUUCUUUACAUUCCUUACUUGAUGUGGUUUUACUUUGACUGGCAUACCCCAGAGCAAGGAGGGAGAAGAUUCAACUGGGUCAGAAAUUGGACUGUAUGGAAGUAUUUUAAGGACUAUUUUCCAAUCCAUCUCAUCAAAACUCAGGAUUUGGAUCCAAGUCACAACUAUAUAUUUGGGUUUUAUCCCCACGGAGUACUCGUGGUUGGAGCCUUUGCAAAUUUUUGCACAAAUUACUCAGAUUUCAAGGAGUUGUUUCCUGGCUUUACUGCGUAUCUUCAUGUGCUCUCAGGUUGGCUCCAGUGUCCUCUCUUCCGAGAAUAUCUGAUGUGUGGUGGGUCAGUUUCAGUUUCCAGGAAAAGCUUGUCCCAUGUGCUGAGCAAGGAGGGAGGUGGAAACAUCUCAGUCAUUGUCCUUGGGGGUGCAAAAGAAUCACUGGAUGCCCAUCCUGGAAAAUUCACUCUGUCCAUCCUCUCACGGAAAGGAUUUAUUAAAAUUGCUUUGGCCAAUGGUGCUUAUUUGGUCCCAGUGUUUUCUUUUGGUGAAAACGAGCUGUUCAAACAGAUUAACAACCCUGAAGGCUCCUGGCUGAGAACUGUUCAAGAGAAACUUCAGAAGAUCUUGGGGUUUGCUCUACCACUGUUUCAUGGCAGAGGAGUUUUUCAGUACAGUUUUGGACUAAUGCCCUAUAGGAAGCCCAUCCACACUGUUG
Molecule: messenger RNA, 853 nt
Organism: Carlito syrichta (Philippine tarsier)
Lineage: Eukaryota; Metazoa; Chordata; Mammalia; Primates; Tarsiidae
Gene: MOGAT1
Product: monoacylglycerol O-acyltransferase 1
Exons: 5
Biological process (GO): triglyceride biosynthetic process; diacylglycerol biosynthetic process
Cellular component (GO): endoplasmic reticulum membrane
Molecular function (GO): diacylglycerol O-acyltransferase activity
Source: RefSeq, a predicted model, not a curated record